AUGAUUUUUUGGAUUGAUAACACUAGCAUAUAUGAUUGUAGAACUUACAGUCUAAUUAAACCUUAGUAGUAUGAUGUUGCUAUAAUUUUGGAUUACAUUAAACAAGAAUAAUAGUAAAAUAGAAUUGAUCUAAAAGAAAAACUACCAAAAUUAUUAAAAACUCUUGCCUUAUUGCUUAUGAUUCAUAAUAAGAAUGACAUUUUUAGAUUAUUACAAAUUUUAGCAUCAAAGGAUUUCAAAUAUACAAAACUCUUCAAUGAUUUUAUGAAUAGUCCUGCUGCAUUGUGGUUUUUAGAUUAGAUGAAGUUAGAAUCUGUUCAAAUGAUUAUGCAUCAAUACAUUUAAGGAGAAUUUAAGUUUCUUGAAGGUUUAUUUUAAAAGAUUAACAAUUCAUAUGAAUAAUAUUUGUAAAAGCUACAAAAUGAGUAAGGAACUCCUGAGUUUAAUUAUUAAGCCGAAUAAUAAUUGUAACAAAAUUAAAAUUAAGAUUAAAUAAAAUCUAAUAAAUUUUUAGAAAAUACUUAAUAGAAUUAAAAAUUAGAAAAAUAAAUAAAUCCAGCUUCUAAAGUACAAUUAGAGUAGCCAAAUAAUUCAAGAAAAAAGAGUUUAGAAGAUAAUAAUCUUGAAAAAGAUUAAUAAUAAACUUUAUCUAAAGGAAAAAAUGAUAUUAAGACUAUUUAAGAUACAAAAAAUUAAAAUCUUACUAUAAAUAAAGAAUAAACUUAAAAUAAAGAAUAAGUUUAAAUACAAAAUUAGGAUGUUGGACAAUAGAAAUAAAUAAAUAAAGAAAAGAGUUUAAAAACAACUAUUGAAAUAGAAGAUUAACCUUAAUAAUAAUAAUAAUAAUAGAAUGAAUAAAAUAAUAAAUAAAAAUUAGUAUAAUAGUAGUAAAGCCAAAAUUAAUUAAAUACAAAAAUUGUAAAAGAUUAAAAUAAUGCAGAAAAUUAGAAAGCAUCAUAUUUUUCAGAACAAUAAAAAAUUUCGCUUGAAUCAGUUUUUAAAGAUGAUAAACCAGACGAGAAAAGUAAUUUUUCUAUAUAUUAUAUUUAGUGCUUGAGAUGGCAAAAAUCUUAUCAGAAAAAGCCUAAAAAAAAUCAGCAUAUUCACCUUUAUAAUCUCCUUCAAAAUUCAAACCUAAUCCAAAACCAUUAGAAAAAAUAACAGAAAAGGUUGAAAAAAGAGUUAAUAUGGAAUAAAAAAUAGCAAAAAAAUAAAAUUAAGAACCAGAAAAAGUAAAUUAAUAUAUAGAUACUUUAACUGAUAAAGAACAAUAAGAUUUUGAAUUUUCUGAAGACACAGAAUUAAUUAAAUUAUUUGAUUUAUUAAAAGAAAAAUGUGAAUAAACUUAUUGGUGGUCUAAAUUUUAAGAUAAAUGUCAUAAGGCAAUGAUGGAUAAGGAACUUGAGAUGAUAAUGUUUGAAAAAUUGCCUAUAUUAAUGAAAAGAUGGGCUAUCAAAACAGGUAAAAAUGUAACAGAAAUGGAAAGAAAUCCUAAUAGAAGACAUAGAACACCAAUUUAAGAAACAAAAAAUACAUUAUUAGAUUAUUCUGAUCCAGAAGAAUUAACAAAAGAUUUAUUUCAUAAUGUAUAAUCUUUAGAAAAAACAGAAAAGAAUAAAUAAAAUUUAGAAAAUGAAAAAUUUGAUGAAAAAGAUGUUUUAGAUUCUAAUUAAUAAAAUAAUUUUGGAAUUAAUAAAUUAAAAAAGAUAGAUGAAACAAAUAGUAAAUUUUCUAUUAAUCAUGAAUAAGAGUAAAACAUAAAUUAAAAUUUAAAAAAUGAUUUUAAAGAUAUAUAAGAAAAUUAAAGGCAAUUAUUAGUUUUAGAUAAUUAAGAAUAACUAAACAAGGAAAAUAACAAUUUAACAUCUAGAUUAGAUGAAGAUCCAUUUUUAAAUUAAAAUCAAUCUAUUUUAGUAGACUAGGAAUAAUUACUUUAAAAUGAAAUUUAAGAAGUAACUCCAUAUUAAAUUAUUGAUAUUGAUGAUGAGAUAUUAUUUUAGAAUUUUUCUGUUGAUAGUUAAAAAGCUUAUUAAUAAAAAGUAAUUAAAACAGUUUCAAAUAGAUUAAAUCCAGAAAUUAAUUAUCCAAAGUAAUUAGAAAAUGAAAACCUUAACAAAUAAUUCGAAACAUUAGAUAAUUAAAAAAAUUUUAUAUAUAUUGAUUCAGUAAAUGAUGAAAUUAUAUCUAACAAGAGAAACUAUUAACAAUUACCUUAAUAAUAGAUAAUUUAAAUCACUGAGGAUUGUGUUGAAAUUUAAAAUUAACCUACAAUAAAGAGUAAUAUUGUUUGUACUAAUAUUCAAUCAGAUGUUAAUUAAAUUAAUGAUGAUAUUGAUAAUUUGUUUCAAAAUGAGAAUGAUAUAUCAAGUCCAGAUUCUUUGAUUAGUUCAUCAUCUAUUAUGAUUAGUGAAUAAAGUAGCAUUUAAUUUGAUUAAAUUUAAACUUAAAAAAAUUAAUUCGAAAAUAAAGAUUAAUAAAAUUAAUAAAAAAACAAAGAAGUCAUUAAAGUAAUUGAUAAAAAUGAAAACAGAUAAUAAAGAGAAGAAGAAUAAAAAUCAAAAGACAAAAAAUCAUCAGAUUCUGAUUUAGAUAAAAAAGAGAAUUAAAAAAUUAAAAAUAAUAAGAGAUAAAAUUCAAAAGAUAAAAAUGAAAAUUUAAAAUAAAAGAGUAAAGGAAAAGAAUCUAAAAAUGACGAAUAAGAAAAAAGUAGAGCUAAAAGUUAAUAAUAAAAUAAAGAUAAAGAUAAAAAUAAAAAUAAAGAUACAAAGGGUAGUAAGAGUAUUGAAAAAAAAAAUACUUAAGAUAUUCUCAAAAUUAUGUAAGCAGAAAAAGAAGCUAAAGAAAAAUAGAAAGAAGAUUUGAAAAAAAAAGAAAAAGAAAAAAUUCAAUAAGAAAAUAUAAAAAAAGCUGAGUAAAAGUUAGAAAAAUUAAGAAAUGAUGAAAUUGAAUAUUAGAAAGAAUAUAAUCAUCUUUAAUAAUAAUCUAAAUAAAAGGAGAUUGAAGAGUUAAAAUAAUAAUAUCAAAAUUAGUUUAAAUAAUAUUAAUAACCAUCUUAAUAAUCUCAACAAAAUUAUAAAAAUGUCAAUCAGCAUCAAGAGCAAAAUUAAAGAUUAAGAUCUUAAGAAAAAUCAAAUUUAGAACCUUAGAUAGUAAAUAACAGUUCUUCAAAAUUUUAACAUUAUAAUUAAUAAAUGAUUUAAAAGAUGUAAGAUAGUUAAUCAAAUGGAAAUCGACCAUAAUAACUUAAUUAAGCUAAUGAAAAAUCACCAUCACAAUAAUCAUAUCAUAUGGAUUAAAAUAAUUAAAAUUUUAAUAGGGAAUAAAAAUCAGUUUAAUAAUCACAUCAAUAAAACUAUAAAUAAUUUGAUAGAAAUUAGGGAAAUUAAGUUAACCAAAAUUUACCAGAAUAAGUUAAUCCACAGUAAAAUACUUACUAAAAAUAAAAUAGUUAUGCUUUUCCUUUAGAAUAAUAUGGUAUCUAAGAAUUUUUAACUAAAAAGGAUUAGAAAGUAUAUAAAAAUAUAACAAAAUCUGUUGUUAAUCCUGUUUAAUAUGAUCUUGCUUAAUAAAUACCUAUAAAUUAAGGAAACUAUCAAAAAUAAUAAUAAUAAUAGUAUCCAUAACACCAAUAGCAUUAAUAAUUUCAAUAAUAAUAGCCUAUAUAAUAAUAACCUAUUUAAUAAUAAUAAUAAUAAUAAUCUUAUUAAUAAUAAUAACCUUAUUAAUAACAAUAAUAAUAAACGUAUUAAUAAUAAUAAUAACCUUAUUAAUAACAAUAAUAAUAACCUUAUUAAUAAUAAUAACCUUACUUAUAAUAAUAACCUUAUUAGCAAUAAUAAUUUUAAUAGCAACAAUAAUUUUAUAAUCCAUAAAAAAAUAGAGAUAAAAAAUAUAGAAACAACUAGUCUUCCUAAUAAGAUUUUUGUAGAUAAAAAUAAUAAUGUCAAAAUCAAUAAGAGCCUCACUAAUAAAAACAUCGAAAAUAUAAUCAUAGUAAUGAUUAAUACCACAAUAAUCAAAAUCAUAAUUAUAUUCCAGGACCAUAAUCUCAUAAUAAUGUUUAAUCCAUUCCUUAUUACAAUUAAAUGAAUGAACAUUAAUUCCCUAAUUAGAAUCCAUGUCCUUAUCCAAAUAAUCCUAUUAAUCCUUCUAUUUAACCAUCUAAAUAAUAAAUGUUUGACAUUUUUUGUUAGAUGUUUUAUGAUAAGUUUUAGCAGCCAGAAUGA
Molecule: messenger RNA, 4226 nt
Organism: Paramecium sonneborni
Lineage: Eukaryota; Ciliophora; Oligohymenophorea; Peniculida; Parameciidae
Source: the annotation of a GenBank genome assembly